UGAAGGUCAAUGCUUUAAAAAUCAAUCCGUGCCGACUCGUCGCAGUGCUGCUGACUGUCUGCCAGCGUGCGUUCAUCUGCUGACCUGAGAGAAGAAGGAAAAAGAUCUGCCAAGAUGACAGAGAAAAAAGAAUUCGGAGUGGAGCUCCACUGUGAAGCCAACAACAAAGUGCACCACACCAGCGAUAUCUCCGUGGAAAAGCUGAUUGUGAGGCGAGGUCAGUCCUUCACUCUGACACUCAAACUGACGCAGGCUUUUCAGGACCAGCUCUUCAUCACGACAACCACAGGGGAUCAUCCCAGUGAGGAGCGGGGGACGACUUGCCUCCUCUCUAUCCCAGACGGCGUGAAGCGUUCACCAAAAGCAAUAGCGGUGUGGAAGAUUGAGCUUGAUAAUAAAUCCUCCCCGAGGACGGGCGUCCUGGUCCUGACCAUCACCCCCCCAGCUGACGCCCCUGUAGGAAAGUACAAAAUGGUUGGGACUUAUAAAGGAAAGGAAAUGCCGCUGGCAUCGCUGAUGAUGCUCUUCAAUCCUUGGUGUCGCGAGGACUGGGUGUUUCUGGAUGAUGAAAAGGAGAGACAGGAGUACGUGAUGAAUGAAAAAGGAGUAAUAUUCUUCGGAAGCACAAAGUACAUAAUGGAAUCUCACUGGGGCUAUGGACAGUUCGAGGCGAACAUGGUGGACAUUUGUAUGAAUUUGUUGGACCUCAACCACAAACACGAGGACGACCCCGCUGAUGACGUUUCAGCUCGCUGUAACCCCAUCUACGUUGGCCGUGUGAUCAGUGCCAUGAUCAACAGUGAGGAUGACUGCGGUGUGUUGGAGGGAAAUUGGGGGCGUUCUUUUGAGGGCGGACAUGCACCCACUCACUGGACCGGUAGCAGUGCCAUCCUUACAGAGUGGCUCGAAAACCAGUUCGAACCAGUCAAAUAUGGACAGUGCUGGGUGUUUGCCGGAGUGAUGUGUACAGUGAUGCGGUUUUUUGGAAUCCCCUGCCGCGUGGUCACCAACUUCUCUUCAGCUCACGACAACAACGCCAAUCUCACCAUCGAUCGAUACCAUUCUUUAGAUGGAAUCGUGGGUAAAGAAACCAAGGACAGUAUUUGGAACUUCCACGUGUGGGUGGAGGGGUGGAUGAGGCGGCCAGAUAUGUCAAAAGACGGUGAUUACGACGGCUGGCAGGUUCUGGAUCCGACACCGCAGGAGCUGAGCCAGGGUGUUUUCUGCUGCGGUCCAUCCCCAAAAGCAGCCAUCCUGAACGGAGACACAGACAUCAAAUACGAUACUCCGUUUGUCUUUGCUGAGGUCAACGCUGACUCUGUCGAUUGGCUGGUCAAACCUGACGGUUCACUGGAGAAAAUAGAGGCUUCCACUGACUUAGUGGGACAACAUAUCUCAACAAAAGCUGUGGGUAGUGAUGCAAGGGUCGACAUCACCAACACCUAUAAACCUGAGGAGGGAAAAAUAGACGAAAGGGUCGUCUUCAGAAGAGCCGUCUUCAAACACUUCAAGCACCUUAAUAAGAUUAGAGAGGAGGAGAAGAAGAAGAGGGAGACGGAGACGUUGGAGAUUCACACGUUGGAGACGGAGAUAAGGGAGAUGGAGAGGAAUGGAAUUCCAAACAGGAUAGGGAAUGUGUCCACAGGAGAGACAGACGGGGAAACAACUGAAGUCAUCCUCCCACCGCCAAAAGUGUCCAUACGAUUUGAAGAGGUGUCAAAGCCGAUUAACGGUAAGGAUGUGAGCCAGAAAUUGGUGCUGAGCAGUGAAAGUACUGCUGACAGGCCGCUGAUCAUCAACAUCGCCGUUCAAGCCAUGAACUACACCGGACACCUAGCUGGAAACAUCCAGGGAGAGAAGUUGGAAAAGACACUGCUGCCAGGAAAAGAUCUGACAAUGCCGAUCGUGGUCCCGUUCUCAGUCUACUCUAAGCCCAUGUUGGAGUGUGACAUCAUGAAGAUCUCAGUCCUGGUUAAAGACAAAGAGAAGCCAGACCACCCAUACCUGAGAGAGGUCGACCUUGUGCUGCUUGACCCACCGAUCUCCGUCACUAUUUUUGAUAACGUCAAACUGAAGACUCCUGCAAAUGCAGAAAUCUCUUUCAUGAACCCUGUAAACGAGACGCUGAAGAACUGCACUUUGACCAUCUCUGGAACUGGCCUCUGGAAAGGAGAGUACGAAGUCAAACUCAGAGACCUUAAACCAAACAGACGGAUACGUCUCAAGUUUUACAUCGUCCCUUACAAGUCCGGAGAGAGGACCCUGACUGCCGACUUUGACUGCUCCCUCUUCAGAGACAUCAAAGGCCUGUGCACCGUCACCGUCAGACCCUAAAUCCUCGAGUUGACUCGGAAACAAGACAACUCAUUCAUUCAACUCAUUUUUGGGGUUCAAUAUAUUUGGUCUAGUACAUUUUUGUCUUUUGGGCACACAAAUUAAUGAGGUGUUCUCGGAUAAGAGAGCAUCACACCAUAUGCACGAAUAAAAUGUUUGUGAAAAAUC
Molecule: messenger RNA, 2502 nt
Organism: Labrus mixtus (cuckoo wrasse)
Lineage: Eukaryota; Metazoa; Chordata; Actinopteri; Labriformes; Labridae
Product: protein-glutamine gamma-glutamyltransferase E-like
Exons: 15
Coding region: 115-2334 (739 amino acids)
Biological process (GO): peptide cross-linking
Molecular function (GO): protein-glutamine gamma-glutamyltransferase activity
Source: RefSeq, a predicted model, not a curated record